This is a messenger RNA of Sipha flava (yellow sugarcane aphid), 1594 nucleotides long. It is a transcript of the gene par-6, whose product is annotated as partitioning defective protein 6. Gene Ontology annotation, biological process: centrosome cycle. The transcript is spliced from 5 exons. The record is from RefSeq and is a predicted model, not a curated record. NCBI's taxonomy places the organism in Eukaryota, Metazoa, Arthropoda, Insecta, Hemiptera, Aphididae. Gene Ontology annotation, molecular function: protein binding. The coding region runs from base 267 to 1187 and encodes 306 amino acids.
UUUCCCCGUGUUGCUUGCUAUAGUCACAGCGUUUUAACUUUAAGUGAUUUUUUUUUUUUAAUCUCUUCGUCUAGUACGCCUCAUAAUAAUUUUUGUGUCUCUGUCAGUGAAUUUUGGUAUCUUUUUUUUCAUUUCUAUCCGAAGUGGAUAGUAAUGACAUCGCUUUACAUGUGUGUGUAGAUGAAUUUCUGUUUCAACGGCCGACUAAUCGGCUAUGACAUCGUCACCAAGAAGUUGACACUCGGAACAAACGAGCUCGUCUGACGAUGGCAAAAUUAGAGAUCAAAAGCAAAUUUGACGCCGAGUUCCGUCGUAUUUCAUUGCCCAAAACGGAAGUUGGCACGUACGAACACUUUAGAAUUCUGAUAGAACGGCUUCACAAGUUAAUCGAAGUACCGUUUGUAUUGUCAUAUACAGAUCCAAAAGAUGGAGAUCUUUUACCUAUCAAUAACGAUGAUAAUCUAGGACGGGCAGUUUUAACAGCAAAACCAUUACUUAGGAUUAUUAUUCAGCGCAAAGGUGAAAGUCUUGAAGAAUUAAAUGGCUAUGGUACCUAUAGACCUCGCAAUAUUAUAUCAUCAAUUUUGGGUGGUACACCUAGUAAAGCAAAACAUCUUUGGAUAUCAAAUCCUCAGGAUUUUCGACAAGUAUCUGCUAUUAUUGAUGUAGAUGUAGUUCCAGAGACCUGUAGACGAGUUAGACUUCUUAAACAUGGUUCUGAACGACCAUUAGGUUUUUAUAUUAGAGAUGGUACCAGUGUCCGAGUUAGUCCUUCUGGUGUAGAAAAGGUUCCUGGUAUUUUCAUAUCCAGAUUGGUCCCUGGUGGUUUAGCUGAAAGUACUGGACUAUUAGCUGUUAAUGAUGAAGUUUUAGAAGUAAAUGGUAUUGAAGUAGUUGGAAAAACUUUAGAUCAGGUCACUGAUAUGAUGGUAGCCAACAGUCAUAAUCUAAUUGUUACUGUGAAGCCAGCUAAUCAGCGAGCCACAAUGUUAGCACCACGACGUGGGUCGCUAUCAAGAACGUCACAGCUAUCAAGUGGAUCACAACAAUCGGCUCACAGUGCAGCUACUACAGUUAAUACCUCCGAAGAAGAUGACCAAGAUGAAGUAGUAGAUUUAACUGCAGGAUUAAGUUUACAGGUAGCCAAUGAUUCUACUAGUACUAUAGAACAAGAGAAGAAUACAUAACAUUUACUCAUUUUGUAUUUUUAAGUUACAAACUAAGUGUCUUCAAAAAUCCAGCUUAUAGAGUAGCUAUUAUUAGUUGGUAGGAUAACUCCAAAAGAAUUCCAUCAGCAUUCCAAAAGAAUAAAACUAUAUGUAGUUUUAUUUUUAAUACAGAUCAUUUGUCUUCCACUUCAUGUUUUAAAAUGUUUAUCGUUGUAGUUAAGUAUGUGUAGUUUAUAAAAAGUUAAACUCUAAUCGUCAAUACUAUAAUAUUACAGGGUGAAAUAAUAAUACAAUUAUAUGCCAUAUAUAAUCUACAACUUAAAAUUGUCUAUAACAUUAAAUUCUAAAAAACAAUUAAAACUAUUGUUUAUAUUAAAAUGUCUAUUGUGCUGACAAUUAAAUGGUGAAACUUUUAAUAUAUUUUU